Messenger RNA from Osmerus eperlanus (European smelt), 3404 nucleotides. It is a transcript of the gene lekr1, whose product is annotated as leucine, glutamate and lysine rich 1. The transcript is spliced from 6 exons. The coding region runs from base 303 to 1190 and encodes 295 amino acids. Lineage: Eukaryota; Metazoa; Chordata; Actinopteri; Osmeriformes; Osmeridae. The record is from RefSeq and is a predicted model, not a curated record.
UGUGUGUGUGCAGGCAGGAGACCAGACAGCGGGAGGAGCAGUUGUCCCAGCAGACACACAUACAGGAGCAGCUGAGAGACUCCCUUACCAGGUUGUCGGGGGAGCUGAGUGCGAAGGAGGAAAGCUGGUCAUUAUGUCAACAAAAAUGUGACUCCUUGGGAAAGCAGCUGUUGGCAUGGCAACAGAAGGAGGAAGAGGCGAGCCGGAAGUGCUCCUUGGCUGAGGAGGAAGUGACAUCAUUAAGGAGAGCCCUGGACCAUAUCCAACAGGAGAACAGAGAGCUAAGGACGAAUAGUAAGCAGAUGAUAGAGGACCAUCGUAGGGCCCUGAUCAAAAUGGAGGUGGACUUCUCCCAGGACAUCAGGACAAAGCUGGACGCAGCGCUUGAGGAGACAGCUACCCAGAAUGCCGUGCAUCUGAGGGAGCGGGAGGCGGAGCUUCGGAUGGAGGCGGAGCUUGAGCUGGUGAUUGAUAAGGAGAAGAACCAGUUACUGAUGCAGCAGUACCGGAAACAGAACCAACAGCUGCAGAGAAAGUUGGAACAGUUGGAGGAGGAGUCUCAGCGCCUAGGCAACGCCGCCUCUCGUCUGGGGGAGGAGCUACACCAGGAGAGGCGGGCCCGGGGGGAGGAGCUACGUCAGGCCCUGCAGGACUCCCAGCAGCAGGCAGCGCUAGAGCAGAGCCAGUCCAGAGCUCAACUGCUGCUACUGAGGGAGAGGAACUCUGAACUACUGGAGGAGGUGGCGUUCCUGCAGGAGACAGUGAGAAGGGAGUGUGAGGAGAGAGGGGAGCUCACCGCUACUCUUACCCAGGCUAAGGCGCAGCUCCUGGGGCUGCGAGCCCCCAUCGCCCCCCUGGGACUUUCCAACCCCUCGCUCUCCCAGGACACACCCCCCCACCUGAACAUGGACCCCUCUCUCCCCCGUCUCCAGCUCGCCCGCUCCCCACAGGCUCCCCCAAACACUCUUAGACCCUCCCCCCCUCUCACGACCCGGGUUGGGCGAGACAGGGGGGGAUGGGGGAGGGAGGGGGGAGGUGGGGGGAGGAGUGUGGCAUCCUGGCAUGGCAGUGGGGGGAGAGAGGAGGAGAGGGGGGCAAGUAGAGGGGGAGGGGGGAUGCUGCCCAGACUAAGUGCUGGUGCUGUGAACGAGGUCAAGGAAAAGGUCAAGCUAGUGAUGGGGAGGAAGUAGGCUCUCUCACACACACACACACACACACACACACACACACACAGACACACACAGACACACACAGUCACACACAGACACACACAGUCACACACACACAGUCACACACACACACAGACACACACAGACACACACAGUCACACACAGACACACACAGUCACACACACACAGUCACACACACACACAGACACACACACACAGACACACACAGACACACACAGUCACACACAGACACACACACACACGCACACAGGAGACACAUCGGAUCCAGAAUCUGCACGCACAGCGGCAGGUGGACAAAGAAGUGCUACAGGACAUGCGGCACAAUGCUGUUUACAAACAAAACACACAGACACAUCCAGGCAACGAUGCUCACACACAAUGUCCCUCCCUAGACACAGCCUUCCUCCUGAACGCUCACGUUUUCUCACACACAAACAACCUCACUUCACUUAGCUGUCACGCACCUGCUUCCUCACACACCGUUUCUCACACACCCUUGCUGACACACACACUCCGUCAGAGGAGAGGGGAGGGGGGGGGCACGACAGCACAUCCCCUGCCACCCGUGGAGACAUACCAAGCCAAGAACUCUUUCACACGUAUACACACACACACAAACACACACACGCAAACACACACACACUGAGCUUUCUCUUUUGAUCUUGUGUUAUUGACAUCAUUCACUCCAUGCAAGGUCUUUCCAUCUCCCUCCCUCCCUCCUCUCCGUUUGGGAUAAGUUGGCACGGUCGCAGAAUAGGGAAGAGUGUGCGUGGCAUGGAACUCAUUUCCGUGGUUACUGGCACACAUGGAAAGCUUUUUGUCUGACCCCUCCCCCCUUCUCUCUCUCUAUACAUCUCUCUGUCUCACAUACACACAAGGACACACACUAUGUGCUUAUGGUUUGCUGCCAUUUACUUGUUUAAAACCACAAUGAUCGACACCCAUGAAUGCUAGUGUCCAUUUCCAGUCUCUCAACUAUGAUGAACAAUUCUGAGGAUGACAAGGCGUUUUCCGAGCUGUUUUGAUCGAUUAAAGAUUCAAUGAAAAUCUUUUGAUCAUUAUUUUGACUAUUAAUUCGACCACACUGGCAUCAGCAUACGCACAGGCGUUGUCUACCACUGGGGCUUGGAGCGUUACCACGUCGACAGGAUUUUGCGUAGGUGUGCUAUUUCUGUCCCACGAUAUUUGUAUUGUCUCCUCUGACAUUUUUCUGCCCUGUCACAUAUGCACGCAGUUGGCAUACAUCUGUGAAAUAUCCACCCUGCCUCCCUACUUGUUACACAUCCAUUGACAUGUAGGCCCAAGGGCAAGAUUCUAAUUGUGUACAUCUGUGUGUGUGUGUGUGUGGUAUGGCGAGCUCACACUCCUUCCAGAUGCACUCUCGACCUUUGACCUCUCCUUUCAUCCUCUCAACAGCCUCCUGUCUGACUUCCUGAUACCGUGACCUCCACUUCCUCCUCCUCGAGCUUUGAAGGUUGCUGGUCUUUCAACACCAGCCAGAAAGUCAUAAACACAGAACCUGACCUCUCUUUUAAAUGCCUCUUUCACCGUACGCUCUCUCCUUCAAAUCUCUUUCUCACCCACUCUCUAUCCCUUAAAUGUUUCCCUUUCGUUGUACCCUUCUAAUAAGCCCCUGGGUCUGUGUGUGUGUGUGUGAUGACAGUCUCAGUCCAGGUGAUGGAGAGUGCCGCAGUGUAAAAGGCCACCAGUGUUUCCGCCCAAACGGACCAUCGUAAAUCCCUAAACACAUCUAUUAACAUGGCUAUUAUGAAGUGUGACCUAUUAUGUUAGUGUAUUUUCUGAAUGUUCCCUCACCCUAGCGCACAGGCAGGUAUCCACUAGGAGAGAUCACAUCAUGUACAGAAUAAUUACCACAGAAUAACAGGCAUGCACCCGUGCCUUCUGGGAAUCUGUGUGACACAGAACGUACACACGGGAAUGUGUGUGUAUAAGUAACCCCCUGUUCGUCAUAGGGAGUCUUUAUGGCCGCAACGGAAUUCUUCCGUCCCGUGAGACCGCCCACACCCGUAAUUAGUGUUGUCCCGGAAACCAAAGAAAGAAUGCUCAGUAUUCUCGUAUCCGUGGUGACGGCGUACGUGUGUGGGCAAAAGGUGUUGGUGUAGAUGCAGGUUAGUGACACGGACAAUGACGCCUCAGUUUAGCAGCUCAAUGCCGUGCAUCUAUAAAAUGGUGCUUAUGUAUAUGCACGCACCA